Molecule: messenger RNA, 2757 nt
Organism: Indicator indicator
Lineage: Eukaryota; Metazoa; Chordata; Aves; Piciformes; Indicatoridae
Product: nucleolar RNA helicase 2-like
Exons: 15
Coding region: 1-2622 (873 amino acids)
Molecular function (GO): ATP binding; helicase activity; RNA binding
Source: RefSeq, a predicted model, not a curated record
AUGACACGGGAAGCGUUUUGCUGGUAUGUAGGGAUGCAGCAACCCGGUUAUCGGAUUGUGAAGCGCGAAGGAGGGAGCCCCGCGAAGCAAGGAGGAGGCGGCGGCCCUGUCCGGACCCAGUGUGUGGUGCCCUGGGAACGGGGGAAGCUGGAGGAAGGGACCGGCGGGGGCCGCGCCGGCGGAAGAGGCGGGCUCAGGUCGGGGUGGCCGGGCCGGCGGCGCAGCGGCCUGAUGGGAGGCGUGUGGGGCCGGGCUGUGCGGCUCGGCGUCACAGCUCGGACAGCAGCGGCCGUCCCGGUCAGCGACCGGCGGUGUCUGGGCUGGCUGUCAGGCCCCGCCGCGGGACCGCUGCUGCUGCUGGCGGUGGCGCUGCCCCGUGGCCCUGUCCGCCCGCCAGCUAUACUCGGCCCCGCGCCUCACUUCCUGCGCCGCGGUUCGGGGCGCGGCUCCUGGUGUCGCAGCUACGAGACCGGCAGCAGCAGCAGUAGCGUUGCCGUGCACAUCCCCGGGGAGCAGCCGCCCGCCAUGCCCGCUGCCGCACCCGCCGAGCCGCAGGCACUGGCGGGAGACGAGUCUCUUCGCCGCGGUCGCCGGAGAAAGGCCAAGGAGAGGAGCCAGGAGAAGAAGCCGAAGCGGCGGGAAAAGGUGAAGCGGCGUGGUAAGGCCGAGGGCGAGCAGACUCAACCCGAAGAGAGCGGGCUGGGCGACGGUGACCUUGAGCCUCCCAUGGCUAAGAAGACAAAAAAAGUCAAGGAUAAGGCUAACGGUUUGCUUGGAGAUCACAACAGCUCCGAGCGUACCGUGAAACUUUCCUCAGCUGUAAGCAACGGUGUAUCAUCCCUGACAGCCCAGAGUGCCUCCGGCGACACGGACACUGGAGAGCGGGACAGCGACGCGGAGGAGCUGACAGAAGAAGAAAAAGAAGGUGCCUUCUCCAAUUUCCCUCUCUCCCAAAACACCAUCAACCUUCUCAAAGCUCGAGGUGUAAAAUACCUGUUUCCUGUGCAAGUGACGACUUUUCAGCCCAUCUAUGAUGGCAAAGAUGUAAUUGCUCAAGCUCGAACAGGAACUGGGAAGACCUUUUCUUUUGCUGUUCCGCUGAUUGAAAAACUUCAGAAUGUCUCACAAGAUGGAAGAAGAGGCCGUGCACCAAAGGUGCUGGUUCUCGUUCCAACCAGGGAACUGGCCACUCAGGUAGCCAGAGACUUCAAGAAUCUCACCAAGAAGCUGUCAGUGGCUUGUUUUUAUGGAGGAACUCCAUAUAAAGAACAGCUUGAUCUUCUUAAAAGUGGCAUUGAUAUUCUAGUGGGAACUCCUGGACGAAUCAAAGACCACAUUCAAAAUAGCAAGCUGGAUCUUUCCAAUGUGAAGCAUGUUGUUUUGGAUGAAGUUGAUCACAUGUUAGACAUGGGCUUUGCUGAACAAGUGGAAGAAAUCUUAGGAUUUGCUUACAAAAAAGGUUCUGAGAACAACCCCCAGACGCUACUGUUUUCUGCAACUUGUCCACGAUGGGUGUAUGAUGUAGCAAAAAAGUACAUGAAAGAUGAAUAUGAACAGAUUGACUUGAUAGGAAAGAAGACUCAGAGGACUGCCAUGACUGUGGAACACUUGGCUAUACAGUGUCGCUCAUCUCAGAGGGCAGGAGUUCUUGGGGAUAUCAUUCAAGUCUACAGUGGCAGCCGUGGGAGGACCAUCGUCUUCUGUGAGACCAAAAAAGAAGCAAAUGAAUUGGCUAUGAAUGCUUCACUCAAACAGGAUGCCCAAUCAUUGCAUGGUGACAUUCCACAGAAGCAGAGAGAAAUUACAUUAAAAGGCUUUAGAAAUGGUGUGUUUGAAGUUCUGAUUGCAACAAAUGUAGCUGCCCGUGGUUUGGAUAUUCCUGAGGUUGACCUUGUUAUACAGUGUUCACCACCAAAAGAUGUUGAUUCCUACAUCCAUCGUUCUGGACGAACAGGUCGAGCUGGACGGACUGGCGUCUGUAUUUGUUUAUUUCAGAGAAGAGAAGAAGAUCUUCUGAAGCAAGUUGAGCACAAAGCGGGGAUUACAUUUAAGCGUGUGGGUGUUCCUACUGCUACAGAUGUAAUUAAAGCUUCAAGUAAUGAUGCCAAAAAGUUGUUGGAGGCCAUUCCUCCUGCUGCAGUUGACUACUUCAGAAAAUCUGCUCAAGAGCUCAUAGAUGAAAAAGGAGCAGUUGCUGCCCUGGCUGCAGCUCUAGCCCAUAUUUCUGGGGCAGCUUAUGUACAGCAGCGCUCCUUACUCAACUCAACUGCAGGCUUUGUGACCAUGGUGUUGAAGUGUUCAAUAGAAAUGCAUACCAUGGGCUAUGCCUGGCGGGGACUCAAGGAACAACUUGGUGAGGAAGUAGAUUCAAAAGUUUCCUCAAUGCGUUUCCUCAAGGGGAAGACGGGGGUGUGCUUUGAUAUCCCUGUUGACGAACUGGGUAACAUACAGGAACAGUGGAGUGACACCAGGCGCUGGCAGCUGUCAGUGGCAAAGGAAUUGCCUGAGCUGGAAGAACUCCCCCAGGAGGCAGGACGAGGGUUCUCCAGGUUUGGAAAUGGGAGGCAAGGUGGCAGCGGUGGUGGUUUCAAGAGAAGCAACCGGUUUAAGAAUGGAAACUGAGAACAUGAUUUUAACAGGUUGUUGGAGUAACCUCUGCUACAGAUCUGGACUGAGUUGAUUUUUAUCAAAAAGUAAAAGCCUGUCUAAUGACAUUCCUCUUUGUCUUUGUUCCUUGAUAAAGCAGUUUCUUUGAGG